AUGAUUGUUAAUAGAGCGUACCUUUACUUUGCAUUUAAAAUAAAAGAUGCUAUUUUUAUAGGAGAUUUUAAUUCGCCUCAUGAAAAAGAUUUUCUCAUUACCAAUAAAAUAACAACAAUCAUUAAUUGUGCUCAAGGGUAGAUAAGAACAAUAACUCACCCUUUUCCUCUUAAAAUCAUAGAGUUCAAUUGGAAAGAUUCAGAUGAUUAAAUAAUUUUGGAUGAAAAGGAUGAAAAUAUAAAUAAAAUAUAUGAUGCAAUAUAUGAAACUGUUGAUAAAGGAGAGAGUGUUUUAGUUUGCUCGAUGCGAGGACAAAGUAGAGCUUUGACUCUCAUAUCGGCAUUUUUUAUGAAAAGGUAUAAAUGGACUCUAUAUAAAACUCUAGAAUUUAUGAAUUCUAAAAGAUCUGACUUUGAGAUUAGGGCUAAUUUUCUAAAAUAGCUUGUUAAUUUUGAAAAAAGACUAUUUGGGGAUGAUCUUAGUUAGUGUUCAAGGACUUGGAAAGAUGAUAACAAUCAAGAACCAGAAGCAGAAAUGAUGAAAAACACAUUCUUAAAUUCACAAAAGCAAAUUCCAUUUCCUGAAGUUUAAAAAUAAAAAACUCUGAGCAAUUCAAUGCAAAAAUCAAUUCAAAAAAUCUGUUGGAGUACAGAAAUAGCUUAAGAAAUGAAAGAAGACUAAAAUAUUAAGAAUGAAAAUAAAUUAAAUUAAUAAUUACAAAAUAAAAAGCCUAUCUUGAAGAAUAAAGCUGAGAGAAAUGCCUAUCUUUCAUAAAUAGAAGAAAUAGGAGUAGAUAAUAAAGAUUUAAAAGAAAAAGAUCCAAAUUUGGCAUAAUUGGAGCAAUAUAAAAACGAAUUUUUAACAAACUCACUCCUUAAAUCAGAAAGCAAAACUUAUGAACAAAUAUAUAAAAGGGAUAUGAUGAACUUAUCUCGUGAGUCUCCUAUCCACCUAAGGAAGAAGACUACAGAUUUAUCACUGCCAAAUUUUUAAGUGAUUGAUUGCAAAUAAAAAAUAAAUAUGAACGAAUAAAAUCAAUAAAAUAAUAAUACUGGAAAUAAUCAUUUAGAUCUAAAUUAAAAGAAUUAAGACUUUAUUUAAGUAAACAAACAAGAGAAAAAUAUGGAUCAGUAAAUGAGAGAGUCUAAAUUUUUGAAAGACUAGCCAUUUUAAGGACAACAAAAUAAUGCUCUUUUUUAAAUUAAAUCUAAUUAAAUUAAUGGAGUGUCACCUAAUCUAAGCAGGAAUCCAACACCUUAGCAGUAAAAAUAAAAUAAAUAGUAUAGGAAAAGUCCAAUACCACUACCUUUUCACUCAAGAAGAUUUAUGUAUAAAAGUAAUAAUGAAAAUAACAUAAAUAAUGAAUAAAACAAUUUAAACGGCUAAUUAAAUUAAAAUACCUACAAUUUAUAAUCAGAAGAACAAUCAAAUAAAGAUAAUUUAAACUUAACACAAUAUAUACAACCUAAUUUAUAAUAGCAUACUCGCUUUCAAAAUAACUAACCUUCUAAUAAUAACUUCUAAAAUAGUAAUAGUAGCUUGGCAAAUAAUAGUAUUAGAGUCCCAACUAAGAAAUUAAGUUAAGACUAAAUUGAAAAUAAUGAAAAUGAUACUAAUAAACUAGAAAAUUUUAAGAUCAAUCCUAAUUAGAUAUCUUUACCUUCAACAAAUAGAAAUAGCUAAAAUCAAUAAAUUAUAACUACUCCUCCAAUAAAUUAACAAAAUGUAUAAAGUAUUGGCAGUACAUCUUAAGUUCCACAAAGUAAUAUGGCUUUGGUUAACUUGAAUGAAUUAAAUAACUCAAGUUUUCAUUAAUAACAGCCUAACUCAUCUUUUAACCAUUCAUUUAGAAGCAAUAACAUGAACGCAACGAAGGUAGCUAACUUUAGAAAGUUAUCUUCUUCAAAUAAUAACAGCCCAGAUCAUAAAUCUUCAACAUAAAACUAUUUCAAAAAUGGGCUUCAAAACGGUAAUUAGAAUAAUUAAAUCAAUAAAAUACCUAUACAAUAAUAUUCAACUCCAAAAAAUCCUUAAGACCUAGGCAUUUUAUCCUCAAAAAAGAAGAAUACGUUUAGCUUUUACGACAAUAACUCAAAUAAUAAUCAACUAAACAAUUCAAUUAUUAAAAGUCCUUAUGCAAAUUUUUUACCUUCUCUGAAGGAUAAAACAUAAAAGUUUACAUUACCAAAAAAAGGGAUUUACAGUCACCAUAACCAAGAAGUUUCAAAUACAGAAGGCAAUUCUCCAGUGAAUUAAAACUAAAAUAACUUUGUUUUUACUGAAGUAACUAUUGAUGGAUACUUAAAUUAAGACCUUGUCCUAAACUAAAACCAUUAAAACUAAGAGUCUGAUUAGUUUAAGUUGAAUCUUUAAAAAGCAAGAAACACAGUGAAUUCCAAAGAUAACCCUACAGCAAUUUAGGCAGUUCACCCAAGAGACCAAAGAUCAUUUUCAAUGGCUGAACAAAGAAGAAUUCAGACUGAAUAAUCAGCUGAUACUUAUUUACAGUAAAAAAAAAAAUAAACUAUUUAAUAAAUUAAUAAUACAACUUGGCUAACUCCUAAAGAGUUAGAUCCAAUAUAAAAAUUAUAAAAUCCCAUAAAGUCUAUUUCAAUAAAAACAUAUGAGAAAAAGACUCCAAAGUACUUUAAAAAUGUAUUAAGAAAAGAACCACUUUUUUAACAAUAAUAAUAAUUAACAAAUAUCACUUUGUCUUGA
This is a messenger RNA of Tetrahymena thermophila SB210, 2718 nucleotides long. RefSeq names its product dual specificity phosphatase domain protein. Gene Ontology annotation, biological process: protein dephosphorylation. Gene Ontology annotation, molecular function: protein tyrosine/serine/threonine phosphatase activity. The record is from RefSeq and is a predicted model, not a curated record. The transcript is spliced from 8 exons. Lineage: Eukaryota; Ciliophora; Oligohymenophorea; Hymenostomatida; Tetrahymenidae.